Molecule: messenger RNA, 1608 nt
Organism: Naegleria fowleri
Lineage: Eukaryota; Heterolobosea; Eutetramitea; Acrasida; Naegleriidae
Exons: 1
Coding region: 1-1608 (535 amino acids)
Source: RefSeq, a predicted model, not a curated record
AUGCCCCAAUCCACAACUUUGCAAUCCACCACUCCUGUUUCAUCACAACAGAAUCCUCAACAGCAACUCUCCUUGUUAAAUCCAUUCUAUAGCAUUCCCAUCUUGAUGAGAAACUUUUCAGCCAUCAUGGGACGAAGUAAUUUCUUCCCAAUUGACACUCCAAGCUUUUUCAAGGAAGUUCUCGAAUUCAUUGUGGUUACAACCUUCUAUCCCAUUCUCACUGCCAUUGGAUUGUAUUUACAAUUUUUGAGAUGGAUCUGGACCAUGGUCUUUCGGGUGGCCGUUCCAACUCCUCAACAAUAUUCAGCACAACAAAUCAAAUCAGCCAUUAUUACAGGUGUCUCUCGUUCUGAAAUUGCAAAAUCAUUGGCAUUGAGUUUGUGUGAACAGUGGCGUCGAGAUGCAAGCAGUGAUCAUAAAAUGUUGACUCUUGUGGGAAGUGAUGACAAACGAUUGAAUCAAAUAAGAGAGGAAAUUCUUCGUGUGUUGGGAGAGGACUAUCCAAAAACAACUGAAAUUCGUGUCAAGGUGUGUUCUGUGAAUGAUCAAGAUAAGAUUCGACAAGUCAUUACUGAAUAUGAUUAUGACUUGGUCAUGACUUGUCAGGAAUCAGAAACUUUCAGAACAACACGAGGUGUUCAGACCACAGAGGAGGGAAGUAUAUUAAGCACAGUUGGACAAGAACCUCUGAAAGAAAAGACUUCUCCUCGUUCGAAUGCUCCAAAACGUGAUGUGAAAGGAAGUUCUGUGAAUGGUAAUCGAAAAGGUGAAACUCCCACCACAAAUGUUUCAUCUUCUGGAAGAGUCAAUAAUGAUGAAUCAAUUUCAGAAACUUCCAAUGCUCUUCCCAUUGUUCCUCAACAAGUGCAGCAUCCAUUGAAUGAACAAGACAUUCGUUCUCAAUACGAGUUGAACAUUUUUGGAAUUCUGAAUACCAUUCUUCCAGCCAUUUGUCAAUCCAGAGAAAGAGGACUUACUGACUCUCCUAAACAUGUUGUUGUGGUUGGAAAUGUUGUUCCUCGUUAUGGUCCUUUACAAUUUUUCGGAGCUGGUCCUGGAUUUUCUUCCUUAUUGGAAUUUUCCAAAUUAAUCGAAGGAGAAGUGAGAAGAAGCUCCUUAAGAAGUGGACUCGCAGGUCAGAAGAUUAAUCCCAAUGAUUUUCCAAACUCUUCUCAACUCGUCUUUCAAGUGGUAACUCCAUUAAUUUGUCAGAAUUUGACUUCCACUUUGGGAUCCACUUUCAAUGAAUGGUUCAAUCGUGUCUUUAGUGAAUCCUACUCGAGCAGAAGAAUUCAAAAGAGAAGACAAAGUGGUCAAGGAAAAGGUCAACGAAAUACUACCACUACAAAUGAGGAAGUUACUCAAAUUGGUGAAAUGACAGAUGUGAACACCAGAAGUGAUGUUAGAAGAGAAGAAGGAAAGAAUCAAUUGUUGAGUGCAAUUCCAAUUCAAGUUGCCAAUGAAAUUAUGAGAGGAGUGUACAGAGGUGUCGAUGUGAUUGAUGUCAACUCUCCAGUGGUCUAUUCUGCUUUGAGAUUGUACAAUGCAGUUCCUGUGAGCGUUCAAAAUAUUAUCUCCACCUUGUUGCAAUUCAAUCACGAGUAUUAA